GCAGCGCGGCGGCGCCGGGACCGCGGCGCAGCCCCGGGGACAGGGCUCGGCCCGGCGGCGCCGCCGCCCCCGGGACGGACGCGCCCGCGGCAAGAUGGGCGCCCUGGCCCUGGCCCUGGGGAUUUUCCACUACCUGGGGCUCUACCUGCAGCUCGGCGCCGCCUCCCGGCACCCCCCGUGGGACGCCCCGGCGACGGGCAGCGCCCUCUUCACCGAGACCCCCCACGACAUGACGGCGCAGGCGGGCGAGGACGUGGAGAUGGCGUGUUCCUUCCGCGGCACCGGCUCCCCCUCCUACUCCCUGGAGAUCCAGUGGUGGUACGUCCGCAACCACAAGGACUGGACGGACAAACAGACUUGGGCUUCCAGCCAGCUGAAAUCGUCACCACCAGAGGAGCCCGGGAAGGACGCCACCAAAAUCAGCGUGGUGAAGGUGGUCGGCAGCAACAUCUCCCACAAGCUGCGGCUGUCGCGGGUGAAGCUGGAGGACGAGGGGACGUACGAGUGCCGGGUGAUCGACUCCAGCGACGGCAAGGCGCGGCACCACAAGGUGAAGGCGUACCUGCGGGUGGAGGCGGCGGGGGGCCCGGGGCACCCCCAGGACACCGAGCUGCGGGGGGCCCCGCUGGCAGAGCUCGCCGCGCCGGGCUCAGCCCACGCACACCACCACCACCACCACCACAAAGCCGGGAGGGAGCUGAAGAAGCGCUCGGCAGACACGUCCUGUGUGCUGUAGGCGGGCGGCGUGGGGGGAUGCCGGAGCUGCCCCCCCUUCCUGCCCUGGACUCAGCGGAGCCAUCGAGGGUCCCGCACCCCCUGCCAGAGACUGGCUCCACCGCCCCACCUCGUUCACCACCCCCCACCACCUCCCUCUCCCACAGGCCGCCGCAGGUUUCUCCCCCCAGCCCUGUGGUGCAGCGGUGCCAGGGCUUGGUGCGGGAGCAGGACUGUGUCCGUGCCAGGGGCACAUCGCUGGGACUGUGCCCGGGGCCAGGCUGUGUGCCCACACGUGGUGGUCCUCAUCCCCACGGCCUUCUGUGGGUGGGCACCUGCUGCUUGAUGCCACCGCAGUGCCGUGAGCUGUGCUGCGCCCGAGCUCUCCACCCAGUGGAGACCCCCCUGCCCACGGUACCUUCCCUGCCCUCCCUCAUGCUUUGCAGAACCGGCCGCCUUUUCCCGUAGGUUGCCCCGUUUAGUUGCUCCGUUCCAGCCCCACAGUGCUUAUCUAAGUUCCAGCCUCCAUCCUGCAGCCCAUGUGUAUCCCCCUGCCCUGCCCUGCCCCUGCCUGCCCCGAAGCCCCCCAGCACGUCAAGGCCUGAGCUCAGCAGAGGAAGGAUGGCAUGGCACGCUCCUGGCACGCUCCUGGCAUGCUCGGGCAUCGCUCAGCCAGGCAGCUGCCCGUGCUCCGUGCGUGCCCAGGGAGCUGUGCUGUCGGAGCCGGCCUCUUGCACCCAUCGCUCCUCCUGCCCUUUGCAUUUGGUGGAGGACAGGGGCUCAUCUGCCAGCCCCACCCACCCUCCCUCCAUCCCUCUGACCGUGCCAGCAAGGCUCUUGUCCCCUCCUGCCAGCUGAGCAUCCCUCCCUCCCACACCACGGCACCAUGUUGCCCUGGCCAGGGUCUGGCUCACGGACAGAGCC
Empidonax traillii (willow flycatcher) is the source of this 1638-nucleotide messenger RNA. RefSeq names its product V-set and transmembrane domain containing 2 like (gene VSTM2L). Bases 95 to 736 code for a protein of 213 amino acids. The record is from RefSeq and is a predicted model, not a curated record. The transcript is spliced from 4 exons. NCBI's taxonomy places the organism in Eukaryota, Metazoa, Chordata, Aves, Passeriformes, Tyrannidae.